AUGCACGGCAAGACUCUCCCUCCCUCUACCGUCAACCCCGCUGGACUUCAGUCCAUGAAGGACUUCCUCGACCACGGUGGCAUGAGCGCCAGUGUCGUUCGGCCUGUCCGACUCUCUGAGGAGUUAGACCGCCUGCGUGAUGAGAACGCGAGGCUCCGCUCAGCCGUAUCGACGCGAGAAGCCGAGCUCACCGCCCUGCGAGCGGCCGAACAGAAACGCAACGAACAAUUUCGCUUCGAAUUCAGGCCAUCGUCAGCUCGCAAGCUAAUUUCCGCCGUCGCUACCCCUUCCGGGGCACUCCAGUCCCCUUUCGUCUCGCCGCUGAAGUCCGUCACUCUCGGGGACUGCUCCCCGCUUGCGCCAAAGACGACGUCAGGCCCGGGGGUGCCUGGGUGUGCGAGGGCUGAUGCGCAGAUGCCCACGACUGGUGACACGUCCACCGCGCUUGCGUCUAGGGUCCCUUUGCUUAAAAAGGCUCGCAUCGCUACGACAGCGGAAGCAAUGCCCAUCCAGGGUACCGCGAGUGCUCCGCGGGUCGAGGCGCCACUGGGCGUACUGACAGCUCCACCCCCUCGUGCGUUGAUGAACGUGUCAGCGACGAAAAUUCCCUUCGGCUUGCCGGUCACAGGUAUCCCUAAACUCACGCGCACUGCACCGAUGCGUCCCAACUCGCCGAUCUCCGUCUCCUCGGGAUCAUCGGAGGCCCCGUCUUCGCGCGCGACAUCUCCUGGCUCAUCCGUACAUGCGCCGCCGCCGUUCGAGCGUCUGCUGGUUGUCCCUGGCUUCGGCCCCCGGUCUGCACGUUACCUUGUCAAAAUUGGCCAAACGAAGUUUGCCAAUAAUGCUGUGGAACUUGUAUCAAGGCAGUAUGCCUUGGUCCUCUGGCCGGCCGAGCUGCGGCGUUUGCUUGACAUCACCGAAGAGCAGGCUAGGGAGCUGGUGAUUGCGAUGAGGGCUGACAUUCUGGAACGAGGCUUGGUGCAGUGA
Messenger RNA from Fomitopsis serialis, 987 nucleotides. RefSeq lists its product as uncharacterized. The transcript is spliced from 2 exons. Bases 1 to 987 code for a protein of 328 amino acids. The record is from RefSeq and is a predicted model, not a curated record. Lineage: Eukaryota; Fungi; Basidiomycota; Agaricomycetes; Polyporales; Fomitopsidaceae.